AUGAACGCUUCUGCUUUCUCCCAGUCCGGCCAGGUCUUCCGUCCAUCAAAUGCUGUUCAACCGACAUAUCAGUCGCUCUCCAUGACGACCAUGAACGCUUUCGCCGUCGAAGCGCCUGCCAACAGUUCGCAGACAUCGGGCGCAUUCACGUCAGGUCCCUGCUCGGUCAUGAUACGAAGACUACCGCUCGAUACCAACGAAGCGAAGUUGAAAUACAUGGUGGUUUGGUCAAAGGAGUGCACUGAUGUGGAGGUAUUGUCGCCUGAGCAGUCGGAAGAUCCUGGAUAUCGAUCGGCAAUACUACGCUUUAAGUCGCAUGCGGGUGCCCUGGAGGCGAAAAAUAUGCUAGAUGGGAAAGCUGCAGAUAAUGUGCAGAUGAUCGUCGAGGUUCUUUACGGCAGUCCUACAUCGUCGCGACGAUAUACCAUCGACGAGACCACGAAUACUGGACCCAGCUCAACGACUUCAUCAGCCUCAUCAGUUGGACCGACGCCACGUCAAUCUUCGAGGUAUAACGGCACUUUCCAGUCUUCGCAGCAAAGAGUGUCUCCAACGAAUGGAGGCGCUUAUGCAAGCAACGAGCUCCCAACUCCUGAGAACAGCGCCCAUUAUCAAAGCUUGUUCUCUCCUCAGUCCCCCAUCGGAAACCAUCUGAAUGGUCCGUCACGAAUUACUGGAAAAUCUUUAAUCAACAACGACUCUGUUGACGAUGACGAGACUGGAGAACUCCUGAAGGACCCGGUUGCUUACGCAGAAAAUGGCGCCUCGGUUCAAGGACGUCGACCAACAAAUCCUCAGAUCCCCAUCUCCCGGAUGGCCGGCUUGUCUCUGAAUACGAAUAAUGCUGCAGGUCCGGCAUCGCUCUCCUCAUCUUUCGUGGCGUCUACCCCUCAUACACUAGGUUCUCACGCAAAUCCCAUGUCUCCCACUCUGACCAAUGGUGGACCACCUGUCAACUAUCAGCUCGGGAGUCAGCAUUACCAGCGUCACAACUUCCCACCCGUCAAUCCUGCUGACCAGAAUCCACCUUGCAAUACUCUUUACGUCGGAAACCUUCCGAUUGACACAUCUGAAGAUGAGCUAAAGGCAAUGUUCUCAAAGCAGCGAGGCUAUAAGCGCUUGUGCUUCAGGACCAAGCAGAACGGACCGAUGUGUUUCGUUGAGUUCGAGGAUGUCUCGUUUGCAACCAAGGCUCUUCAUGAACUCUAUGGACACCCUCUUCAUAAUAGCAUCAAAGGCGGCAUUCGAUUGAGCUUUUCCAAGAAUCCUCUCGGCGUGCGUUCCGGUCAGGGUAUGACCUCUCCAGGACCAUCGAAUGUUCCAGGUGUUAUGCAGGGCAUGAAUGGGGCAUUAGUUGGUGGACCUGGUGGAUCGUUCAGUACGGCAAGUGGACCUCCCCCAGGUCUCUCAGCCCCUCCAGGACUCGCUCCCAACAGGAUGGGCUAUUCCAGUGCGAUGAGUCCGAUGACAACAGCUGGUGGACACUACACCACUACUGCUUUUGCUGGAAAUAAUAACGGUUGGAAUACGCCUGUUUUUGCGGGUAUGGCUGCUGGAGGACCUUCUGCAAUGCUUAACGGUGCCAACAAUGGGUUCCAACCUCCCGCCUACAUGAUGGGCAGGUAG
Mollisia scopiformis is the source of this 1626-nucleotide messenger RNA. RefSeq lists its product as uncharacterized. The transcript has a single exon. The record is from RefSeq and is a predicted model, not a curated record. Bases 1 to 1626 code for a protein of 541 amino acids. Gene Ontology annotation, molecular function: mRNA binding. Lineage: Eukaryota; Fungi; Ascomycota; Leotiomycetes; Helotiales; Mollisiaceae.